AAGAUGGGAUUACUGGCGUAGAAGACCGCUCUCAUCACAUGCUCAACUGGCCAGCUUCAGUCUUGGCCAAAACGCUGCGCGGUUUAAGCCGAAAGUUAUUGUUUACCGUGCCGAACGGCUGUGCUUGUUUCUGUGAUACGAUGUGCCUGGAUAUUUUAAGGCAGAGGAAGAAGGUGUUGCUGCUGCUACUGCUGAUGGCCAGUGGCAGUAUCUUCUACUACCUAUACACGCUGAAAUUGGAGCGGGAGCGUGACGCAAACGUAUCUUCGACGACGUCACGCCUGGAGCGUGAGAUAAGCGAUCUGCAGGCGGUUUUCGAGUCGGAGGUUGUCCCCCAACUCGGGGCUUUGGGCCGUCCGGCGAGGGGCAAUUGGACCACUGAGGAACUGGAGGCCAUCGCAAAGAGCCAGCGGGAAACGGGUUACAACGCCUGGCUCUCAAAGCGCAUCUCACCUGAGCGAACUCUGUACGACAUGCGGCAUCGCAGCUGUAAAAAGCUCAAGUAUCCGCUGGAAAAGCUCCCGUCGGUCAGUGUGGUGAUAACAUAUCACAACGAGGAGGCGAGCGUGCUGCUGCGAACGCUGAGCAGCCUGAGGAGUCGGACGCCGGUCCUGCUGCUCCGGGAGAUCAUCCUGGUGGACGACGGCAGCAGUUCGGUGGACGAGAAGCUCAACGACUUCCUGCAGAUCAAGUUCCUCAAUAUGGUGAAGCACCACAGGAUCUCCACGCAGGUGGGUCUAAUUCAGGCCCGUGUCACGGGCGCUAAUCUUGCCCUGGCCGAUGUCCUGGUCUUCCUGGACUCCCACGUGGAGGUCACCCACGGCUGGCUGGAGCCACUCCUGGCUCCCAUUUUGACGAGCAACAGGACCUGCACCACACCGAUUAUUGACACCAUUGAUUAUGAGACCUUCGCCUACAGGAGGGGCAAGCCAUCGAGGGGUUUCUUCAACUGGCAACUUAACUACAUUCAGCUGCCGCUCCUCAAGGAGGAGGCGGUGGCCAUGCCGGCGCCCCACAAAAAUCCCAUCAUGAAUGGAGGUCUCUUCGCCAUCGGCCGGCAGUGGUUCGCCGAGCUUGGUGGCUAUGACAAGGGACUGAAGAUCUGGGGAGGCGAGCAGCUCGAGCUGAGCCUUAAGUUAUGGCUGUGUGGAGGGCAGAUUCUCGAGGUUCCCUGCUCCAGGAUCGGUCACCUUUACAGAGACGGCAAUUUCCAGAUUCGCUAUACCGAUAAGGACAAAAAUAGUGAGAAGAAACUUAUUCAAAGGAACUACCGACGAGUGGCUGAGGUGUGGUUGGAUGAAUUGAAGGAUAAGGUGUUUGCUAAUAUGCCGCAUCUAACUGUGAUUCCGGCUGGGAAUCUUGCCGAGCAACGAGACCUUAGGAAGCGCCUUCACUGUAAGCCAUUCAAAUGGUUUUUGGAUCACUUGGCAGCAGAUUUCCUGAAUUUGUACCCCAUAAUAGACCCCGCCGAAUACGCCACAGGGGUGUUGCAGAGUGUGUCUUCGCCGAAGCUCUGUUUGGAUCGCACAGAAAGUCGACCUGGUCGACCCAAGUUAAGUUCCUGUAGUGGAGAUCGGGUAUUUCCGAGAUCAGAGCUGCACUGGACCCUGACCAAUCAUCGUGAGUUGCAAUCAGGACUGCUGUGCUUGGAGGUCCGCAACCAGGGAAUGGAGGUCUAUAUCUAUCACUGCCACCGGCAGAAGGGGAAUCAGUUCUGGUCCUUCGACCCCAAGACUCGCCAGGUGAUCUCUGGCCAGAUGCAGGACUCCAGACUUUGCUUGGAGGUGCAGCCGGAAAUACAUGCCGUUACCACGGGUGACUGCGAUCCGAAAAACUCCAAGCAGCAAUGGAAAUUCGGCUACCAAAACAACGAAAGAUUGCACCAUUUUUGGGACAAUGUCAAGACGCAUUAAACGU
Molecule: messenger RNA, 1917 nt
Organism: Drosophila rhopaloa
Lineage: Eukaryota; Metazoa; Arthropoda; Insecta; Diptera; Drosophilidae
Gene: Pgant8
Product: polypeptide N-acetylgalactosaminyltransferase 8
Cellular component (GO): Golgi apparatus
Source: RefSeq, a predicted model, not a curated record